AUGUCGGAGUUUGACUCACAAUCAAAGAUGAUAUUAUACCUCUACAAUCAAUCUCACCAAGUUAAAACAGUCGUAGUAACAAAAAACUCAUCUAUUAGUAUAUUAGAUUUGGUUUGCAAAAGUGACAAAUUUAUUCCAUCUUAUAUAUAUAAUGGUAGACUUCUCGUGAGAAACAUGAAAUUCAAGGAAUAUGAAAUUCAGAGUGAUGCCUGCAUUUAUGUGACAAACAACAUAUCCUACUAUUUUUCCAAUAAAAAUGUUUUAGAUGAACUAAUGAAUAAAAACAAUUUUAUCAAUUCAAACAUUCAAAUGAAUGCACUUAGAACAGCUGAUAACAGUUUUAGAAAUGAAAUGGAUAGACUUUGUGACCUCCAUAAGAUCCACAUUGAAAAAGAGAUGAUUAGACAGGCCAAUAGAAAACUUCGAAACAAAACUAAUAUCCCAAUCAUUAAAAAAGAAGUCCAAGUUUCAAUUCCAAAAUCGGAACUCUCAACACAGCCACUCCCAAAGUUCUGGUGA
Trichomonas vaginalis G3 is the source of this 519-nucleotide messenger RNA. RefSeq lists its product as uncharacterized. The coding region runs from base 1 to 519 and encodes 172 amino acids. The transcript has a single exon. Lineage: Eukaryota; Parabasalia; Trichomonadida; Trichomonadidae. The record is from RefSeq and is a predicted model, not a curated record.